This is a messenger RNA of Spinacia oleracea (spinach), 657 nucleotides long. RefSeq lists its product as uncharacterized. Gene Ontology annotation, molecular function: zinc ion binding; nucleic acid binding. The transcript has a single exon. Bases 1 to 657 code for a protein of 218 amino acids. Lineage: Eukaryota; Viridiplantae; Streptophyta; Magnoliopsida; Caryophyllales; Amaranthaceae. The record is from RefSeq and is a predicted model, not a curated record.
AUGGAGAGAAUUGGGGUCAGGUUUGAUAAAGCAGCAAACAUGGAGCCUAACCACUUAACAGACUAUGCCAAACAUGAAAUAGAGUUGAGAAGUGCAGAAUCCAGAUUCUGUUACUCUACUGCAUGUGGUGGUGGGGAGUUUGAGGUGAAGGAUGGCAAUGUGAAGUUCCCAGUCAAUCUACACAACAGAACCUGUGGGUGUGGAGUAUGGCAGGGGUUAGGUAUGCCCUGCAAACAUGGCUUGAGGGUCAUCUACAACCAGAGACUUGACCCUGUGGACUUUGUUUCCACUUAUUUCAAGGGUGCUGCUUAUAAACAGGCAUAUGCAGAGCAUAUGCACCCAAUGGCUGACCCUACUCAGUGGCCUGGAUCCACACUGCCCACUAUUAAACCACCUGGGAUCAAGAGGGGUGCUGGAAGACCUCAAAAACAGAGAAGGAGGGGUGCCAUGGAAGCUAGAAAGAGGAAGAGGCACACUUCAGUUAAGUGUAGCAAAUGCAAGGAGAUCGGCCACAAUGCAAGGACCUGCAAGUCUGGUGCAGGCACUUCCAAGGCACCACCAAAACAGAGAGCUGCAACAAAUAAGAGGAAAACAACCUCUGAUGGUGCAAGCACUUCCAAGGCAGCACCAAAGGGCAAGAAAUCCAAGCAAGCCUGA